ACAUACAUUCACGACAGCAGACCAUAGCGCAGACUGUGAAGUGAUCGUGUAUCAUAACGAUCAACAAUGAUAAACGCUCAGAUCGGCCUUGCAUAUGUCGUCUGCAUUUACGUCUGUAUUAUAGCAUUGCACGUCUGAUAACUAAACAUCUACCACUGUGUCGCAACAAACACCGGUUGACAUAUAGGCCCGCCAAUGUUGUGAGUGUGGCAGUGUAUAUUUUUGUACCAUAUUAAAGUGAUGGCACAACAACAAACGACGGUUGUUUUAGCACCGACCCAACCCGCUGUCCAGACUUCGGUGGUAAUACACAAGAAAGAAGGCAAUGCCUGCCGGGCUGCGAUCCCUGCCAUGCCUAUGGUUAUGGCUGUGUUCUGUCUGAUCUUCAACAUAUUCGCUCCUGGUUUAGGCACUAUCAUUGCUGGAUUUACGGUGUUCUGCUGUGGCAACCCUGGACAGUCUGGAUUGGGUAAAUGUGGAACGAUGUGUCUCAAUGUGUUCGUAGGUCUCCUACAGUUAGUAUUGACAGUUAUUCUAGUAGGUUGGAUCUGGUCCAUCAUGUGGGGAGUCGCAUUCAUCGGCAUGUCACAUGAUUAUGCUCAGACCAACAAAACAACGACCACUCUGGUAACGACUAGAAACCCAGGACCGCAGGCGGUCACGAUCACUCAAACACAACCACCGCCGCAAUCCCAGCCAUAUUACCCUCAACCGCCUCUGCAACAUGGGCAACAGGGCUACCCUCCUCAGGCGCAUCAGGUAUAUGCCCCUCCUCCUCAGCAAGGAUAUGCCCCUCCCCCUCAACAAGGAUAUGCCCCACCCCCGCAACAAGGAUAUGCCCCGCCUCCUCAACAGGGACACGCCCCUCCUCUUCAGGGAACAGCACCACCACUUCAGAGCAACUAUUCUCAGCAACCUGCUUACAACCCUUAUCAACAACCAGAUCAACAUCAGCAGCCUCCGCCAUAUACAGCCAGUGAACUGCCUCCCAAGAAGUCAUAGUGCCUGAUAAUAAUAGGAAUAUAUCUAUUUUUAAAGUGGUUUACCGCAAGAGACUCCUUGCCUUCAGAACUAAAGCUUCCUUAAUGUUCGUGGUAACGACAUAUGUUUGUAAAGAAAGGCCUUGGGAUUGAAAUUGAGACAGAGUGAGAGAGAUAGAUAGAGAGGGGUGAGGGGCGCAUGCUAACUCGAGCUAAAUUAUCUAAAUGUAAAGUAUAACACAAACAAAGUUAAGAGGUUUGUAUGAAGUGAGAAGUAUUCUUGAUUGAUUAAAAGAAAUACAAGUGUUCUCUCACAUGGUUCAUAAAAAUAUUACAUUUACUAGUUUUCUUCCAAAUAUCACCACUGCCCUUUCUUCCUUCAUUUUCCAAAGUCUGGGAGUUUUCGUUAAAGGAGAAUGAAACUCUUGGAGCAAGUUAGCUUUUGUGAAAGCAGAAAAAUCAAAGAAUAAGAUCAACAAAACUUUGAGAAAAAUAGGACUAGCAAUAAAAGAGUUAUGAGCAUUUGAAUGUCGAGAUCACUAAUGCUAUGGAGAUCCUCCCAUUGGCAAUGCGACCAAGAUCUGUGAUGUCACACACGUACAACUCUCCCAUUUGGACACUGAAAAUAUACCCCAAAACAUCUCUUUUUGCUCAUUCUAAUCAUAUGACAAACGAUUCAUCAAUGAUAUAAUGUUGUGAAACCUCUGUACUUGUCAUCUCAUAAAGAGAACACCUCACCUUGUGAUAGACUCUAUAAAAGUGAGAAUAUAAGUGAAAUAAGUACUAAAGUAAUGAGGGAGUUGUACGUGUGUGAUAUCACAGAUCUUGGUCGCAUUGCCGUUGGGAGGAUCUACAUGGCACUAGUGAUCUCAAUAUUCGAAUGCUCAUAACUUUCUUAUUAUUCAUUCAAUCUUCCUCAAACUUUCAACAAUAUGUUUCUUUGAUUUUUCUCUUUGAUAUGGAUUCAGCUGGUUUCAAGGGUUUCAUUCUCCUUUAAGGUAACGUGGUGGACGUUAGAUUAGAGAACAAUUUGAAUCCAGGUUAUCGUCCCUGUAUUAUUUUGCUUCCUUUCGUGAAUUCCGCUAUAUACUUGGCAUCCGCGAAAAUAUCACCUCUUGGAAGCAGUACGCGUCAAAAGAUUUGAAGGAUUGAAUUUGGAUACCGGAUGCAAUACUUCUUUUAUAGUGUGAAUGAGCGAACCGAAUGAGCCAUAUUUCGACUCCCUUUAUUUAAGAUUGGACAUGUAAAGACAUGCAUGUCAAAUCGACGUGACACUGAUUUAAGGGAAAUUAUUGUCAAAGAUUAUGUGAAAAUAGAAAAAAAAAUGAUGUAAGCCCAUAUUUUUUUUUGAAAAAUUAAAUGAAAGGUCCCCAGCCUCUUCCAGCGACCCUCGAGUCACUCCGCCAGAAUGUCAAUUUUGAAAGGCCUGUAGGUUUACAAAAAAAUCAAAGGAAACGUAUGAUUGCAUGACGAUAUACUCUAGUGAAUGACCCGCCUUGAAGAGAAAGGGUGGCACACCGAUUUCUGGCAUGUACGCAAUUAAUUUACAAGUCCCCCCACCCCCCCAAAAGAAAAUCAUCACCUCUAUUUCCUAUUUGUGUGUGUAACUUGAUUACUCGAUUGACUCGAUUCAUCUCCCCUCUUCAUAUCCAUGCCCCUCACUGAUGAAAGUUCUUCUCCUAACAAUAAUUAUUACUCUAGCAUGCGAAUAUGCUAAACCGUCAUCAGGAAUUGCAGUAUAAUUAUGCAACGAUGCAUGUAUAUUGAGUAGAGGAACUGGUAUUUUACAUUCAUUAUCAUGAACCACAAAGUUAUGUUUAUGAAGGGUAUGAUUUUUAAAGUAGUAAUAUUUGUAUUAUUUAGAUUGUAUAUUUCCUCCAAACUUAUAUUGAAUAAAUAUUUUACAGUUUGUUAAUAUUAAGUGA
Molecule: messenger RNA, 2905 nt
Organism: Lytechinus pictus (painted urchin)
Lineage: Eukaryota; Metazoa; Echinodermata; Echinoidea; Temnopleuroida; Toxopneustidae
Product: protein SPEC3-like
Exons: 3
Coding region: 241-1002 (253 amino acids)
Source: RefSeq, a predicted model, not a curated record